Molecule: messenger RNA, 4217 nt
Organism: Clarias gariepinus (North African catfish)
Lineage: Eukaryota; Metazoa; Chordata; Actinopteri; Siluriformes; Clariidae
Gene: ift74
Product: intraflagellar transport 74
Exons: 20
Coding region: 262-2061 (599 amino acids)
Biological process (GO): cilium assembly; intraciliary transport involved in cilium assembly
Cellular component (GO): intraciliary transport particle B; centrosome; cilium
Molecular function (GO): beta-tubulin binding
Source: RefSeq, a predicted model, not a curated record
UCCACAAAAGCGACAGAAGCCGUCGGCUACAAUAAACUCUAGUUUACUCACACCGUACAGCACCGGCUCACAGGAUUCUAUAUUUAAAAUAGAGUUAUUUUAUCUUUAUAAUUGCGUGUAGUCAAAAAAAAAAAAGUCGAAUCAAAGCGUGCUAACGCUAAAUGGUGCGUUAGCUUAGCAGAUUUGCUUCAAAACAGCUAGCCAGUUAGCUAACGUAUGGUUAACUGAUUACUUACUGGAUUACUCUUAACUGAAACCAUUAUGGCAAGUCAGAGACCCCCAUCUGGCAGACCCAUGAGCAGAAGUUCCUUAGUCCCGGGGCCUGCAAGACCCCCAACUGGUGUCAGACCUCCACAGACAGCGAUCAGAGUGGGAACAGGGAUGGUGCCAGGUACUGGACGUCCUGGGACCAGGGCUGCGCCCAUUGCUACUCAGGGUGUGUUAUCAGCUCAGAUUAAAGUGACCGAUCGUCCUGUCACUCAGCAGGGUCUCAGUGGAAUGAAGACCGGCGGGAAAGGACCCCAGAGGCAAAUUCUGGACAAAUCGUACUAUCUUGGUUUACUUCGGAGCAAAAUUAAUGAGCUCACAACAGAGAACAGCAAACUACAGAAAGAGAUCGACAUCUUCAACCAGGAGAACUCCGUUUACCUGUCAUAUGAAAAAAGAGCUGAGAGCCUUGCUGGGGAAAUAAAGGAUCUGCAGGGGCAGCUAGCGGACUACAACAUGCUGGUGGACAAACUUAACACCAACACAGAAAUGGAUGAAGUAAUGAAUGAAAUCAGCAUGCUGAAAGUACAGAAUGACCGGGAAGCCCAAAGCAUAGAUGUCAUAUUCACAGAGAGAAGAGAAAAGGAGGAUAUGAUCCAUGCUAUAGAGGCAGAGAUUGAACGGGAGAAGCAGGCAGCAGAUGACAUAGUGAAAAAAAUGCCCCCAGAGAAACAAGCCAAGUAUGCCGAGAUGAAAACUGUCAAUGAGGAGCUGCUACAGGAACUGGCAGCUCGUCAGGAUGAACUGGAUUCACUGAUGACCAGGAAGGAAACAUUAGAGGCUGAGUUAGAGCACUCUCAGGUGAAGCAGGAGGCCGUAGUGCUGUACGAGCGCCUGCAUGAACUGGAGCUUCGCCGAGACACCCUGCAGGCUGAAGACAAGAGCAUAAUCUCGCCACAGGAAGAAAGAGAGCGUCUGCUGAAACAGGUGAAAGAAGAUAAUCAAGAAAUUGCCAGCAUGGAGCGGCAACUGACCGAAACGCGGGAAAAAAUAAACCGCCUCAAUGAAGAGUUGCGGCAACUCAACAUGGACAUGGAGGACCAUCAGGGUGAACGAACACAAAAGUACAAAGAGCUGCAGAAAAAAGAAGAGGAAAUAGACGCGUACCUGGAGUCAUUCGAGACAACUCAAGCUCAGGAGAUGGAGCACAUUCAGGAGACUCAGGCCAGCAUUGUGGCUUUGCUGGAGCAGUCUAGCAGGAUGAUGAAUCGUAUGAAUCAGCUCUCGGCCAUUAGUCCCAACGAGCUUAAAUCCAUGCAGGAGGACCUCAGCUUUAAAGAGACCGAGAUGCAGAAAUCUGAGAGUACAGCCAAGGGAUUGUCUUCUGAAUGCGAGCAUCUGCAGCAGGACCUUCUGAAUGUAGAGCGACUGGAAGGGAAAGUGCAGACAGAGAUGAACUCUCUAAAAGAAAAGAUCCAGGAGAUGACCGAAGGACUUAAGACGUACAGAGAUCUGGACGCCCUGAAAGCCUCCGGAGAGCAGAAGAUGAAGAUGUUGCAGGAAGAACGAGUGUCUCUAACAGAAAGGAGAGAUGCCUUCAAGAAGGUCAAUCACAAGAUGAAUCAGGAAUACGAAACUCUUGCAGCACAGUUACUGGAGAAUGAGACUCACGCACAGCUGACAAACCUGGAACGGAAGUGGCAACAUCUUGAGCAGAACAACUUUGUUAUGAAAGAAUUCAUCGCCUCUAAAGGCAUGGAGAGCGAUUACCGGCCCGUGAAGAAGAAUGUCAGCAAGCAGCUCUCUGAAUACAAUAAGAUCCUCAUGGAUGCUUUACAGGGCACCAAAAACUGAGGACCGCUUCCUGCCUGCCGCGGCCGCCGCUACAACUCUGCAGCUUCAUCACUGACUCACUUCCCACGCGGGCCCGCUCUCCUACUCAACAUUCCAAAGGCAUGGCGCACGUGCCGUAGAGAUUAGACAUGGGCCCAUGGGUAAAAAAAAACAAAAAAAACACACUGUCUGUCUGAGAUUUAUCUGUGACAGCUCUUUGAUGGUGAGUGCAUGGAUGCAGAGGUGUAGAAAAGACUUAAGAGUAUAUGAAUCAGAACUAUGGAUAUUUAUACUGGAAUAUGUCUGUUAAUAUUUAGAUUAGGAUCUUUCUAAGGUGAAUAAAUAGCUUUUUAUGACUUCAAGAGGAAACACAUCUGUUGUUACUUCAUAGGUGGGUAAAUGCGGCAUCUUGGGAUCUUGGGGUAAAAUUAUAUGAAGGCUAAUUGGAAUGUAAUAAAUUGAAUCAAUGUAAAAAAAAUUCUUAGUUGUAAAUCAUACAAUUCCAAUUGAGAUGACUAACAUGCACCAUGGCUUAUGUGAAAUCUGAUACAGUGACAUUCAAAAGAUAUAGUGAGACAAGACUUUUCUAUUUUUUUUCUGUAAUGUUUCACACAUUCCAAGUGCCACCUUAUUUUACUUUCUUUGUUAUGAAUUAAUGUUCUGUUUAGUCGAUGAAUUAUGUUUUAGGAAACAAUGGCAUGAUGUGUAAUUUCCAGAUGUUGCAGAGCCUCAGGCCUCAGGGCAGUAAGGGGUUAAUGGCAGGCAGGAAGAGCGGUGGCCGAUAACACUAUUGUUUUAAUGUUAUUGGUUUCCGCUUUGCUUUAUCUGAGAAGGGGGUUGCCUAGUGUUCUCCUCAGAUUCAUGAUGCUCUCAUUCUCCUACCCACCCUGUUGUCUGCCUUACGUGUGUACAAUCAGAACCUCUCUCUUCCCUCUUAUUAACACUGUUUCUGACACUGGAGUGUAUUUGUGUGUUCGUGUCUGUGUGUGUGUGUGUGUGUGUGUGUGAGGGGUAUUUCCCCCCUCUCAGAAACAUGAUCUUCACCCUUUUCCCAUUACACAAGCACCUCCCAUGGAUUGAAGCCAGAGGUGUGGGAGACAUAAUGGGAGUAGAAGUGGUAGGAGUGCUCGGGAUUUUACCCUCAAAUAAAGCCAGGGUUGCCACUGUGGGUUUUAUAACCUAAAAAAAAAAACUAAAACUUUGGUCCCAGAAAUAUGGAAAUGUCCUUUUUAUUUUGUAGUUAUGUGGUUAACAUCAGUCCACAAUCUAACAAUGUAAAUUUUUUUGAUAUUUGGUCAAAACCUUUACCACUGAAUGUAAUAACCUAAACUGAUGGGGUUAAGGAGGUUUUUUUUUUUUAACUAGGCACUAAGGUUUAAGUUCAGUGCAGCUCAGUUCAGUCCAGGACAAGUUGGAAACAAAAGACAGAGAUAGAGCGAGAGCACAUAAACUGGCAGCGAUAAACCACACACAGGUGUAAACACUCGCCCAUUAUCUGCUAAUUUUCCACAACUCCUCAUUUAUAUAUACUGUAUAACAUACGCUUUACAGAGGAAUGAAUACAACUACAAAGGCCUGUUUCAUUUUUAACAAGUUGUAAGGCUUUCUUGUAUUUGUUUAGUAAUUAGAUCAGACAAAUACGUAACUUUUCGGCAUAAUCUCCUUGCUUUUCAAUACACUUCAACAAGCUUUCGUAUUGCCUCAUUAAAAAUGUUUUAGCCUAAGCUGCGAGCCACGAAUGCAUCGCUGUCUAGAUUGCUUCAUCAGAAGUUAAUCUGCAGGGCCCCGAAUGGGGCAGUCGUAAAGUCCUUGCCCUAUCAUCUGGAGAUUGCUGGUUUGAUUCCUAUGCGUCUUAGCUUAGAACGAGCGGGGUGGGAUAUGAGGCACAUAGCACUCUCACAUCAGUCACGGCUCUACAGCCAAUCAUGGGCAUUGGUAAGCUCACGCAAGUAGAAGAAGACGAUAGCGCUCUCCUCCGAGUGUGUUACGCCACCCCCAAUGGUGCAUCAGCGUGCGUUUGAAAAGAUGCGUUGGCUGACAUUGCAUGGUUCAGAGGAAACACAUGAUGGCCUUCAGCCCCUUCCUGACUGACUGGUAGUAGUAACAGCCUUAAUGUGGGUGCCCCCUAGUGAUCCGGAGGAUUGGUAAAGUGAAUAAAAAAAAGAAGUAAAUCUUUG